Molecule: messenger RNA, 2769 nt
Organism: Ostrea edulis (European flat oyster)
Lineage: Eukaryota; Metazoa; Mollusca; Bivalvia; Ostreida; Ostreidae
Product: heat shock 70 kDa protein 12B-like
Exons: 4
Coding region: 175-618 (147 amino acids)
Source: RefSeq, a predicted model, not a curated record
UCUAAAUAUAAACACUCCCGAGAGUUUCCGAAAGCUGGAGGUUAGUUUCAUUGCAGGAGUUAUCUUUUCCUGUGCGUGAUCGACGACAACGCAGACAGGUUGAAUUAUUUUAGUUUAUAAAACUCAAUAAAUUAAAUAUGGAAGGAUCGGACUACGUUGGACUUGUAUUACGAGAUGUUUAACACCCUUUGUAUCAGAAGAUUCGAUCUGUUUCUUGGAACUAAGGAAAUGGAUACUAAUUACUAUGAUGAUGAAGACAGAAUUAAACCGGAAGAUUACCUCUUUGUGGCCGCCUUGGACUUCGGAACAACAUAUUCCGGGUACGCUUUUAGCUCUAGGUCUGACUAUAGAGAAAAUCCGAUGAAGAUACAUGCCAACCAAGCCUGGAAUGCUGGCGGAAGUUCGCUGUUCUCUCUUAAGACUCCGACAUCCCUUCUUCUGGACUCUGAGGGUGAAUUUGUCUCCUUUGGUUACGAAGCAGAAAACAAACAUGGCGGCCUGGUACUGGAUGGAGACAGCUCGCGCUACUUGUUCUUCUCCAGAUUCAAAAUGAAACUUCACAACCGGGAUCUCCUAAAAGAAGACACACCAAUCCCUGACAUUUCCGGAAAGCCAUGACCAGCAAAGGACGUUUUCAUGCAGUCCAUUAAAGCUCUAAAGGACCAUUUGAUGGAGCGGCUGACUCUCCAGGGGUUCAAUAUCACGAUUCGAGAAAUCCGAUGGGUGCUAACGGUCCCUGCCAUUUGGAGUGACUCUGCGAAGAAAGUCAUGCGCAGAACUUGCGGGGAUUCCCCACGAAUUAUUGUCUAUCGCCUUGGAACCUGAAGCUGCUUCUGUAUACUGCCAGCACCUACCACAUCAAACUUCCAAUCGAGAUGUUUCCAAAGAAAGAACCAAAUACAUGAUUAUAGAUGUUGGGGGUAUUCUUGUGAACUUUUAUCUUUUUCUCAUCUUACUUUCUUAAACAGAAAACACUCAAAAUAAAAUUGAGAUAUAAUUUUAUUGUUUAGUGGGGAUAUUGCUUUAAUUGUUUUGAAAAUGAAAAAUACAAAAUUGCAGUACGAUGGGAUUUUGUAUAUUUUCGAAUUUACCAUACCGUUGUGUCAAAAGGAUAAUGGUGAAUUAUUGAAUUCCCCCAUAUCAUAGAUGAGGUUGGUUUUGGACUGUCUGUUCGCAACUUCAAAUUUACUUUUAACUUGUUAUAUACCGACUAGGUAUUGCAUACAUUACUUUUAUUGGACAUAAUCAUAUAUAAUUACUUUAAGGCACUUACAUGCAUAAAAAUGGAUGAAAUAUGUUACAUAAGAAUGAAUCAAUGAAUGACAUCAGAACCAGAGACUUUAAAACAAAAUACCAAAAUAUAGCAAUAUUUUAGAAUAGUCGUUAUAACGAUCUAGUUUACCAAUACAAACUAUAAUUGGGUCAAAUGCUGUCUGACGUGUUUCCUAUCGAUUGUUAGACCGUUCUUGGCACACUGAUUUUUAAUAAAGAUUACUCCGUUUACCUGAUUAAUACAUAGGGCUCACGGUGGGUGUGACCGGUCGAUAGGGGAUGCUUACUCCUCCUAGGCACGAGAGCUUCACGCUGCUACAGGUGGCGCCUGUGGCGGAACAGCGGUGGACAGAAAGUACAACAUGUUGACUGAAAUUCUUGGAGCCAAAGUCAUGAAAAGGCUCGCUAAGCAUGAAAUUAAUGCUUACCUCGAUAUUUUCAGAGAAUUCGAAUCCGCCAAACGGUUAAUAAAACCGGAUGAAGAGGGCUGGAUUAGAUUAACCGUUCCAUAUGCAACAGUCAAUGCCUUAUGCGAAGAAAUUCGUGGUCAGAAGAUGGAGCACCUGUUCCAGAAGUCAAGUUAUCUGAAAACGUGAUCAUAAAAAAAGAAAAUAAACAUUGAUGCAAGCAUUCUGAAAAAAUUCUUUGACCCGGCCACCGACGAGCUAGUUGUCCAUAUUAAGGAAAUCAUUAGAAACCCAAAAGCUGAAGAUGUCACAAAAGUGCUGCUGGUAGGAGGUUGUGCAGAAUCAAAGAUUUUCCAGAAUGCUGUCUCUCAGGCGAUUCCCGACGUUUCCGUGAUUGUCCCAGAAGAAGCAGAAUUGGCCGUCCUAAAAGGAGCUGUAAUCUUUGGUCACAAUCCAAUAGUGAUCAAAUCUAGAAUUCUUCGGUAUACUUAUGGAACGGAAAUAACCCCUGAAUUUAUACGCGGUGUUCACCCGAGAUCCAAAUUAAAAAAAUUGCUGGAAUCGACAGAUGUCAUGGUGUAUUUAACACAAUAAUGUCUGCUGGUACCGAGGUAGAACUUGAUCAAAAGAUUUCACAAAUGUUUCAAAAUGGCCUCUGUCUUUCAAUUUGCAGCUGGUCUCUCUAUUUAUUCUUCACCAAACGUAACCGUCGAAUACACUGAUGACGAUUCAUGUUUUCUAUUGGGUAGAAUGUUAGUCGAGCUUCCAGUUAUCACAAUGGAGCAACAACCAAUUUUCGCAGAAUUUUGUUUUGGAGAUACCGAACUUACCGUUACUGCAAAAGAUAUGUUUACACAAAUGUCAUGCAAAAGCACUUUUAAGUUAAACGAGGAUUUGUGACUUUAUAAUCGUCAAUACACAUUACAAAGCCAGAAGAAUCUGCUUGAUUUUAUAAUUCUGUAUGAUGUUGUACGACUUUCAUAAUACUACGAAAGCUUUGACUUGAAAUUAAAUACUAGUGUGAAUUUUCUUAAUUUCAUGAAAAUAUUAUAGAUGUGCCUACAUUCCAAUAAAUUGAAACACACUGAAA